UCAACUAGUUAGCUAAGGCUAGCUACCUAGUUGGCUAGCUUGUUGAAACAUAUUUCAUGAACCACAGGCAACAUUUAUGCCAAGAAACAGCCGUCGCUCACCAUGAGAGAAGAUUUCUGCUGCCACCGGAUGUUUUUCAAGCCUUCACGCCAAAGAGGAUGAGAGACUUUGACCAGCCGCACAGAAAACAAUGAUAAGUUAGCUAAAGUAAACGAUUGUCAGGCUACAGCUUUUUUCACCAGGCGACUAUCUCAACAUUAGCUCGCUAGCAUCCUGGGAAGGAAAUAUCUGAGAUUUUGCAAGGACUGAACGCGGAAGGAGGAUAUGAGACAAGCUCGACAACUACUGUAAACGUUAGUAAGCUAGCUAGCUACAUUGGAGAAACAGUAUGGGGAAACAUAUUUCACAGUGAGCACAAUUACCAAACGUAUCACGUAAAACAACGCUAGUGUUAGCUUUUGAGGGAACCUUAAAUGUCCAACUAGAAAAAAAGCGAACGAUUAGGCUAACUUAAUGUCGUAAGCUAACGUUACAUUUAACUAGAUAAUGGUCGCGAUAUUAAUCAGCUAGCGUUAAAUGCUGACAAGUAAGGCCUAGCUAACAUUAGCCGGCAACAAUCUAACGUUAGCUAGUUGAGGAUGGCUAACCGUGCUAGGCAGUCAGCAUGCUAACUAAUCGCUUAUGUUUUCACAGUCACUGGGGUGAUUUAGGGUGUUGAUGAUUAAACCGAGCGUCUUGGAUAUAUAGUGAUCUAAGUUAGCCAGGGUCGAUGUUUUUGCUAGUUUGCUAAUGUCAGUCAGUAAACUUGAUGUAGCUGGGAGAGCAUUGGCCUGUGUAUGAAAACAGUGAUUCUUAGCUGCUAACCGUCAUCCUGUCUGAAAUUACACAAGUGUAUCGACACUGAAUAUUAUGACUAGCUCCCUGUCAUUUUUGUUUGACUUAACAGCUAACACCUAUAGACUACACUCAGUGCAAUCAAUGUAUUCAGUGGCAGUGUUGGCUAAUAUUACCCACAGUCUGACCUUUGCUUUAAGUGAUCAGUCAACGUUAUCUUUCAGGACUCUAGCGUUAUAGCUAGUGAGAUGAGCAUUACUGUGAAUUAACACAUUUAACAUUACUUGUCAAAUGAACAAAUAUGAUUUGGGGUUCACAACUCUGAUGCAGUUCCAUUUAACAGUGAGCUUGUGAUCUUUUGCUAAGUUAAUUUAAGGCGAGCUGAAAUUGAAGAGGAACCUCUUUAGAUACACAAUCACCCUGCGGUUUUGCUAAGUCUUUAGAUAAGCAAAAAACAAAAAACAAAAAAAAAAAAAAAAAAAGCCACUUUAAAGUGUCAUCUCUGUAACUGAUAUGUUUGUGUGUACAGUGGCAAAUCUCAACCACAGCAGAUGAAAUCACAUUGGGAUUUUCAGUGUAAUUUCACUAAGGUCAGUCUUUGCCCUCAAUAAUGUUUUUUUCCCCUGCUGAAUGGAAUGCUAAAAAGUGGUGUUGUAUUAGGAGACAAAUCGGUUGUGGUCUUUCUUACAGAUGAAUGUUUUUUCAUACAUUCAGUGGGUUACCAAUGUGCCAAAAAGCCACUCUCCUGAUUACUGGACAAGGAUUAGGCUAGAUUUUGGCAACAGUGGUGCAAGGAGGGAGUACAUUGUGGCACAGGAAUAUGCAAGGACUUCUGAGCUCAACUGAAGACUACAAAUCCAAGACACCGAACUAUCGUGCUUGAUGAAACGGUCUCGGUUAGCCUGCCAUCCCCAAUGGAAGUGCCAUUGUAGACACAAGACACUGUGGCUCCAACUGCUGCACAUUGUUUUGAGCUACAGCCUUAGUGGAAGCAUUGCAGCUUUGGGUUGACUUGACCUGAAGGUGGAGAUGGGUUCCCAAGCUCUUCAGAUAUUACGACAGGGUGUUUGGGCUUCACUCACGGGGGGCUGGUAUGUGGACCCACAUCAGAGCACGUUCUCCAACUGCUUCCACCUCUACCUUUGGAUAUUUCUCCUGGCCUUCCCGUUCCUCCUGUACAUGGCUCUUCCUCCUAGCUUGGUGGUAGCAGGGGUGUACUGUGCUGUGGUGGCGGUCUUCUUCACAGCCAUAAAGGUAGUGAAUUACCGGCUUCAUGCUAUGUUCGACCUUGGGGAGAUUGUAGAGAAGAAGCAGGCCUCACUCACAGCCGAAGCACCAAGGAUGGAAGAAGGAGAUGAAGCAUCAGGUGCCCAUGAUGGGAAUCAGCACAGGGACAGUCACGUUGGUGUGGAGAUGACUGUGUUUCGGAAAGUCAACUCAACACCCCCAGUGCGUUGCAGCUCCCAGCACUCACUGUUUGGACUGAACCAGGUGUCGGAGUUUUUACCCCAGUUGGAGGAUACAGGGGGGACUAAAGAUAUCAAAGAGCUAAUGCGGGAACAAGGCAGCAAUAAUGUAAUUGUGACUUCAGCUCAUCGCGAGAUCUUACGUCAGAGCUCCCAGGACACCAUUAGGCCCGCAAAUGUGGUCCAGUCCUGCAUUGCUGCUGCUCUGGGAAGCGAAUUUCCAGGUUUAAUGGGAGUGCCUGGAGUGUCAGCUGGAUUUGGAGAGCCUGGAGAUUGCUUGUCUAUCCCCCCUUCACCUUCCAGCCAGGAAGAUGGAGGAGAGAAAGAACAAUUACAGGAGGUGGAGGGGUUGCCAGAACAACUGUCUCAGCAGAGUCCUGAGGAAAAUGGGAUGGGGGCCUAUUCUCCCCUGGGUCCCUCUGCUGAAUCUGAGAGUCUGGGGGAGACUCCACUUAGCCCCCUCAUAAAGAGUAGCUUAAGUGAGGAACUGAGUGAGAAUCUCCUGGGUUUGGGUCUUGAUCCUGUUGCAUUUGCGCCGGGGACUGAGCACCCAGGCAGCCGCAGCGGGGUGGCUUUAGCGGCUGGAUCCACAGACAGCUGUUUCAGCGCGGGUGGAGCCACCACAGACCGUGAGACCCUUAGCACUGUUAGCAGCUACCGCAGUGAGAAGACAGAUUCCACCCAGCUGGAGAGCCCUUCAUUCAGUCAGCCACGGCCUGCAGAUGCACGGGUGUCUGCCUCUACACCAGCGGUGGGCUCUUUUAUCCCACAGCCCACAGAGGAUCCAGCAGGACAGGGUGGCAGUGAUACUGACAACCUGUCGGACAGUGUGCUAUUGCGCUCCCCUUCCAAAGAUUUCUCCCUGGGCCAGGGGCUAGAUAGGACACUUGUUGAAGGAGAGGACCUACCCUCUGUACCCUCUGAUAUUGCACAGCCUCCUACCCUUCAGAAUUCUUCCCCUUCAAGUAGUGGGCAGUCAGAGGUUUGUGAUUUAGACAGAAUUGCCCCAGUUCCCCCGCUGCCGCCACCUCGGCAGGCCAACUCAGUGCCCUCAGGGCUGGCCCUGGGUCUCGUGUGUUCUGAGCCUGCUCUGCCCAUUUCUUCUACCCCCUUCCUGCUGUCUGACCAGCCCACUCUGCAGGCCCAGCAGGUGGUGCGCCCUAAAGACUUGAAGCUGCUGCGGGCCAGUGGCAGUAGUGUGGGGCACAGGCCAGGCCGACGGAAAGCUCCACGGAAGCGAGCCGGAGCAGGAAGCAGCAGUUUUGACUGUGGGUCUUACAGGCGUCACCACAAUCACAGGCAGCACAGAGACUACAUCCCAGUUCGCAACCGGCUGAGCACCAAGGCUUACAGUGAAAGUCUGUUUGAAGACUCCAGCGAUGAGGAUGAUGGCAGUGACAUGAGCGCUGGUUCCAGUCUGGGCUCUCAGCGGCGAUAUAGCUCGGAUGAUGAUGACGAUGAUGAUGAUGACUCAAGUUCCUCUACCUCCUGCUACUCCCCAGACCUUGCUAACACUGGCAUUACGUCCCCACUACCCUCUGCCGCUCAACUGCCCACUCCGAGAGAAGGAGAUUUACCUGAGACCGCUGGCCCAUCAAAUUCUCGUGCUGCCCAGCGCUCUGCUAGCACAGCUAGCGCUAAGACUCAUGCUAGGGUGCUAAGUAUGGAUGGGGCAGGUGGAGGCCAGAGCAGCACAGCGGCGCUGCCCUCCACUCUGCUUACUAUGCCCUCAUCCUCCACUCCUGCCCCUCGCACGCUGACCAUCUCCAAGUCUGAUCUGGAGGCACGCACCAUCCAUACUGACAGCUUCCCUGGGACUCAUCACCACCGGCUGGACUCUCUGGGCGGUUCCUGGACUGGCAACCAGAUGGGCUGGAGGGCAGGAGAGCUGGUUGAAGAAGGAGCUGUGGGGGGAGCUAUGGCUCCAGAGGACGGGGGCAAACGUGACUCUGUAAGCAGUGUUAAGAGGACCCAGGCCAUCCGCAGGAGACACAAUGCAGGGAGCAACCCUACACCGCCCCCAUCCACCAUGGGAUCCCCUCCCAGCCUGCAGGACCUCCAGAGGGCUCGAACCUCCUCCCAUUCGCGGACCCGUACCCUUCCCUCAGCCUUACAGUUUGCCUCCUCAUUGCUGCUGCCCCGCGGUGGCAUCCAUGAGGCGUCCACAUUUGACGACACAUCAGAGGGGGCAGUGCACUACUUCUAUGAUGAGAGUGGAGUGAAGAGGUCAUAUACAUUUGGACCUGCUGGAGGCGGCUAUGAGGACCCAGUGCAAGAAAGGGAGAGACAGUCUCAAUCCUCAAGCUUCACCUCCACUGAGGUCCAGGAAGGAGCACCUGUCCUAUCCAUGCUUCAGCCCAGACCCGUGGUUUUACAGGGCAUGCAGGUUCGCAGGGUGCCUUUGGAAAUGCCUGAGUUUGAUCUAGAUCAUGAGUCUCUGCAAGAGUCCCAGGAAAACACGCUGAUGAUUGAGGAGAAAGCCAAACCCAAACAGUACUAUCGCUUUUGGGUGUUGCCGGGGAAGUGGCUGAGAGUUCGAUAUGAUCGACUGGCCCUUCUGGCCUUGCUGGACAGGAACCGUCGUGUGGGGGAGAAUGUGUUUGCUGUGGUGCUGGCCAGCCUUGUGGCCUUCCUGGGGUUCCUGCUGCUGCUCCAGGGCUUUUUCAGGGACAUCUGGGUCUUCCAGUUCUGCCUGGUCAUUGCUAGCUGUCAGUACUCCUUACUGAAGAGUGUACAACCAGAUGCAGCUUCCCCAAUGCACGGCCAUAACUGGAUUAUUGUAUACAGUCGGCCGGUCUACUUCUGCCUGUGCUGUGUGAUGAUCUGGAUCUUUGACCUGUCUGGGCGCUCUGGUAGUCUGCAGCCCUUCUCCCUCUAUGGUGUCACCUUCUUCUCUGCACAGUUCCUGCUCUGUGCCAGGAAUGUGCUCAUUGUGUUUGCCUUGUGUUUUCCGGUCAUUUUCCUGUUUGGGCUCCUACCUCAGGUCAAUACCUUUGUGAUGUGUCUGCUGGAGCAGAUUGACAUGCACAUUUUUGGGGGAACUGCCACUACCAGCCCCCUGUCAUCUCUGUUCAGCCUGGUGCGCAGUGUGUUGGUGGCUGCCCUGCUGUAUGGAUUUUGCCUCGGUGCGAUCAAUGCGCCGUGGGGGGAUGCCCAUGUGCCAGUACUGUUCUCUGUGUUUUGUGGCCUACUCCUGGCCUUGUCCUACCACCUCAGCCGCCAAAGCAGUGAUCCCACCAUCCUGUGGUCUCUGGUCCGGUCUAAAUUAUUCCCAGAGCUGGAGAACCGAACACCAGAGGAGCCCCCCGUGGAGAUCAAGGACCCUCUUCCUGAGAAACUGCGUAACUCUGUGAAAGAGAUUCUUCACUCAGAUCUCGUCAUGUGCCCCCUCAUGGCUGUGAUUACCUUUGCCAUUAGUGCCAGCACAGUCUUCAUCGCUCUUCAACCUGCUCUCAGUUUUGUCCUGUACAUCCUGGCAGGGGUGGUGGGCUUCCUUACACACUAUCUCCUGCCACAGCUUCGCAAGCAGCUGCCUUGGUUCUGCUUGGCCCACCCUGUGCUCCGCUCCAGAGAGUACAGCCAGUUUGAGGUUCGAGAUGCUGCUCAGUUGAUGUGGUUUGAGAAACUGUACGCGUGGCUCCAGUGUGUGGAGAAAUAUUUCAUCUACCCAGCAGUGGUGCUCAACUCCCUUACAACAGAGGCCCGAACCGUGGGUCAGAACCACAAAGAGCUUGACAUCUACCGAGCUCUCUUCAUCUCGGUGGCGGGUAUGAAGCUGCUGCGUUCAUCCUUCUGCACCCCGUCCCAGCAAUAUGUGACAUUGUGCUUCACCACUCUCUUCUUCCAAUUUGACUAUCCCCAUUUCUCUGAGACCUUCCUAGUUGACUACUACUUCAUGUCCAUUCUCUUCAGCAAGAUGUGGGAUCUGCUGUACAAGCUUCGAUUUGUGCUGACAUACAUCGCUCCCUGGCAGAUCACUUGGGGCUCAGCCUUCCAUGCCUUCGCUCAACCCUUUGCUGUGCCUCACUCUGCAGUGCUUUUUGUCCAGGCUGUGUUUUCUGCCAUUUUCUCCACCCCUCUGAAUCCUGUCCUGGGCAGUGCUGUAUUUGUCACCUCAUACACCAGGCCUGUCAAGUUCUGGGAGCGAGAUUACAACACCAAGCGGGUCGAUCACUCCAACACAAGACUUGCCACCCAGUUAGACCGCAACCCAGGUGCCGAUGACAACAAUUUGAACUCCAUUUUCUAUGAGCACCUGACACGGUCUCUGCAGCACAGCCUGUGUGGAGACCUGCUGCUGGGCCGCUGGGGCAACUACGCCACAGGCGACUGUUUCAUCCUUGCCUCAGACUACCUCAACGCUCUGGUGCACAUCAUCGAGAUUGGCAAUGGCCUGGUCACCUUCCAGCUCAGGGGGCUCGAGUUCAGAGGCACCUACUGUCAGCAGAGGGAGGUAGAAGCCAUCACAGAGGGAGUGGAGGAGGACGAGGGCUGCUGCUGCUGUGAACCCGGCCACCUGCCUCACAUGUUGUCUUUCAAUGCCGCCUUUGGGCAGCGCUGGCUUGCAUGGGAGGUGGCUGCCACCAAGUAUGUGCUUGAGGGUUACAGCAUCAGUGACAACAAUGCAGCAUCCAUGUUGCAAGUGUUUGACCUUCGCAAGAUCCUCAUCACUUAUUAUGUCAAGAGUAUCAUCUACUAUGUGAGUCGGUCUUUAAAGUUGGAAGAAUGGCUGACUAAUGAGACAGUUCAGGAGGCUCUGCGUCCUUGCCUCGCGCCUACCUACGUAGACAGUGACCCCACCUUCAACCUGAACAUUGAUGAGGACUACGACCACAGAGCAUCUGGCAUUACUCCCUCUGCCUUCUGCAUGGUUUACCUGGACUGGAUCCAAUAUUGCAACAGCAGGCGUCAGACGCCGGUGAACAGUGAGCGGGAUUCUCCCCUGGUCAACCUCUGCUUUGGGCUGUGUAUUCUGGGAAGACGAGCCCUUGGCACGGCCUCCCACAGCAUGUCUGCAAGCUUGGAGCCGUUCCUCUACGGACUCCAUGCCCUCUUCAAGGGAGACUUCCGCAUCACCUCCCCCAGGGACGAAUGGGUGUUUGCAGAUAUGGACCUGUUAAAUCGAGUGGUAGCUCCAGGAGUGCGGAUGUCCCUCAAAUUGCAUCAGGACCAUUUCACAUCUCCAGACGAGUACGAAGAUCCUAUGGUCCUCUAUGAUGCCAUCACAGCCAACGAGGAGAAGAUGUUGAUAUCACAUGAGGGCGACCCCGUGUGGCGCAGCGCCAUCCUGGCAAAUAUGCCCUCACUGCUGGCCCUACGGCACAUAAUGGAUGAUGGCAGCGACGAGUACAAGAUCAUCAUGCUCAACAAGCGGUUCCUCAGCUUUCGGGUUAUCAAGGUGAACAGGGAGUGCGUGCGUGGGCUGUGGGCGGGGCAGCAGCAGGAGCUGGUCUUCUUGCGCAAUCGUAACCCAGAGCGCGGCAGCAUUCAAAAUGCCAAGCAGGCCCUGAGGAAUAUGAUAAACUCAUCAUGCGACCAGCCCAUCGGCUACCCCAUCUACGUGUCGCCCCUCACCACCUCCUAUGCCGGGGGCCACAGCCAGCUUCGGUCUGUUUGGGGAGGACCCGUCAGUCCUCACAACAUUUACACUUGGCUCAUCAGUAGCUGGGACAGGUUACAGAAGGGUUGUGGUGCUGGCUGUAACAGCGGAGGGAACAUUGAGGACUCAGACUGCGGGGGCGGCUCCACCUCCAUCUCCACCAACCCGGCUGUCCACACCACCCAGAGCACACCAGCCUCCAGCCUCCCCCAGCCCCACAUCACCACUGUCCAGCCCUCCAUGGGUACAGACAACCCCGUCGGUCCGACCCCAAACUGGCCCCAUCACCCUCAACCUCUUCCCUUAGCCCUGCUCAGCCAGUCAGAGGGCAGGAUGGAGACAGGGCUGCUUUCCUCCCUGCAACGCACUUCCUCCAUCCAGGGGCUCCUGGGCCAACAGCUGUCCAGCUCCCAGCUCUCUUUCAGCAGCUCCGUGGCUCCUCCUCCCCUGCCAGGCCCCGAACGCUUCUGUCCCGGGAGUCUCCUGGAGAGCUCAGGGCACAGAGCAGGCCAGCGGGCUGGCCUGGGCCAGGGCAGCGGACUACACUAUGAGAGCCACUUUGGGAAGUGGAGUCUUUCGGGAAGGAAGGGCUUUAACGGACCGGCUGCAGUGGAGGGGGACGGAGGAACAAUACAGACCAUACGCACACAGCCUACUCCUCCUGCACCCCCGCCUGAGGCCUGUCCGACACAAGAUCCUCUGGGAGCCACCCAAACAAUGGAUACAACCCUGCUCACCGCAGGCGACCCCCCCACCCCCCGAGAGGAAUCCACAGAGCUGCCUUUACUUGAGCACCUGCGCUGAGUCUGCACUGGGACGCCCCCUGGUGAUAUUCUCUGCAGCAAAAGCACACCCGCGGUCAACUCUGGGUUGGGCCUGGCCCACUGAGACCGGACUCAUUCCACUCCUCUGGACUCAUUCCAUUUAUCCUCGUUCAAAGACAGCUAACUUUAUACAUCCAAGAUUUGUAAAUCCUAUGAUGGAAAAUCAACUUUUUUUUCUCUCCAUUGCACAUUUUUCGACCCACUGCAAUACUGGAUAGAUUUGGCUGAGUACACAUGACCCCUCUCCUUCAGCCAAAGGAGUUAAACAUCUGAUGGCAUGCUGAGCUGAUGCACGUCAGAAUUAGUUCAGCCAACCAGUUUAUUCCAAAGUCCGCUUUCACCGUGUCUCAUAAGACUUGAUGUACUCGUUCCAGAGGCUUUUCUGAGGAAAAAAAGGCACUCGGUGUCUCAAUGGACAACUGAAUGGUUGUAACAGUAGUGACAGGCCAAAAAGGCCAGUGCAAUUGUAAGGGAUAUUUUGCUUGAGUAUUGUUUAUUUUUCUAUACUGGAGAAGGGAGGACCGCCUCUGACUUUCUCUCACUUGACAUCUGCAGCAGCAGUGUUUGCAUAACCAAUCAAAAACAAAAAGGAAGUUGAAGAAAAUGUUGCUGUACUUGCAGGUGAAGGAUAUAUGAAUACCAUGAUAAGCCUUGUUUUGUUUCCCCCCCUUUACCAUCCCUGCUGGACCUACAGUUGUGUGACGAAUGAUAUUUAUUAAAUACAUACUAUAUGACCAAUUCUCAGCAACCUUCCCCCACUUCUCCCUCGCACAUCACACAUAUUCAGCAACAAUCAGCAGACAUGUUUGUGUCCUCUGGUCCGUUUCUUAGAGGUGCCUGACAACGUUGACGUUAAGCAGUUCUGUCUUGAAGCAAGUUUCAGGGAAAAGACUCCCUUCUGUCCCGGCCAAUGCGUGGUGCUUUUACCGCUGAGUUUACAGUCUAAUUAGGCCCGGGCACGAGUCCUGAAAUUUGGCUAGCGACAUGGGGCUGCGGGAUGACUUGGGACAGAGCUGAUGGCCCAUGGAUCAGGAUGGAGUUGGAGGUUAAUGCUCACCAGUGACAUUGUGUUGAUCACAAGACUACAGACUGGGAGUGUUAUAAACUAAACUAAAGCCUUUUCUGUUUUGGUGAGUGGAAUGUCUUUUUUUUACUUGAAAAAUUACAAAUUCCUCAGUGUGUAAAGCCCACUGAGUUUGUUUUCUUAGGAUGACCGAUCAAUAACUCCCUCUCCUCCAGUCAGCUCUAGACUUCUCAAUAGCAGGGACCCAGGCUGCUUUGUGUGGGGAGCUAGCUGCCACCCAGAGGCCCCUCUGUUUUCUUUGCCUGCAGUACGGCCCUCCUAUUACUAUACUACUGCUUCUGCAUCUCCUGCUACUACUAAUAUACCCACUACUACUGCUGUUUAUACAACAGUUAAAUCCAGCGUUUUAGUUGGAAAUAAAGUUGAAUACAUACUGAAAGCAAAGGUGGAAUAUUUAUUUGAUUAAAUCUGUCUUAAAGAUAUCUUUAAAGGGGUUUGUCUAUAUGGUGUGCUGAUAUAUCAAAUUGGAGAUAAGAUUCUGCCUUCUGUCAACUGUAACCCCCCCUACCCCCACCCUACUCCACUAUGUUUGUAUCAUUGCAUUUGUAUCAUCUCACCGAUGGCUGUCUCUUUGUUUUGUUCUUUUCUCCCCAAGUGUGUAAUAUAACUGGAAGUAUUCCUGAGAAGUCACUUUAAGUUGGUUUCUUUCCCACUCUUGCACUCUUUUGCUCCACCACUGUGAAAAACAGAUUAAAAACACUGAUUGAGGGUUUUAAUGGGUCGAGGAUGAUCACAACACAUUUAAAAAAGAAAGAAAAAAAAAAGCAGGCAGUCUGACCAAAUUCUGCACUAAUUGUUUCCCUGGGUUCAGAGGCUUUAGGCCAAGGCAAAUUAAUGUCAGUCCAAUGCCCAGUCGUGUCUGUUUUACCAGUCGAGCGAUUCUGGAAUAAUCUUGUGCCAUAGCAUAAAUUGUUAUACCAGAAAACUGCCUUGUACGCUAGUUUUCACACCAAAUAAUCUCUUAAACUGUGUUCAGUUGUAGGAACAUUGAAAGGAAGCCAGCGUUCUCAGGGUCUAUAAUGGGAAAGAAAUUGACUUGUCGUCUUCUGCGGGAAGACUUUUUAUUUUUGUUUUGUUUGCUUUUUUUUUUUUUUUUUUGUCCAAAGGGAGUAAACUGAAAGGGGGACAAGAUCCUAAAGUGGUGAAACUGUCGAAAUUAUCAGUUGUGUAUUGGAUCAAAUUGCACCAGAUGCCACUUUUUUUCUGGUUUGUAAUCUCUGGGGAUCAAACGUUUCUCCUCGACACUGCAUGCUGUCACGGCCACGUCGUAUUUAUCGAAUCAGUUGAUCUUUGCAGCACCCCCCCCUCCUCCUCCAGGUCGACGCGUUGUUAGGACAUUUUAAAACAAGGGACACGUACAAAGCCAGCCUGUUUCUUUGUCAGAUUUGUCGUAAUGAUCGUCCUGACUGUUGAAGCGACGUACACGAGCUGGCUCCUAUCUGUUUAGCGCCCCCGAGGCUUCUUCCUGUGAAGAUGCACCAAACCGGCUAAAUGAUGUGUCAGUAUCCCACGCUAACACGUUAGGAACUCCCUUGACUCAGGAAAAACAGAGACUUUCUGAUCAGGGCUGCUUUCUGUUUUUCUUUUUUUCCCCUCUCAUUCAUCUUGUAUCCAAAGCAACAGGGAGUUUUUUUUUGUUUGUUUGUUUGUUUUUUUGUUGAUGUUUUGUUUUGUACUGGGAGUGAGGAAAGCACAAGUUACUGGACAGACCUGGGUGUCAAUAAAAAAAAAAGGGAUUACUUAAUCUCUGCAAUUUAUGUACAGCAUGUUUGGUAUAUAAAUAUAUAUUUAAAAUAUAAAUCUAUUUUAUUAUGAUUCGAUUUUGGGUUAUUUUACAUUCAAAGACACUAUGUUGAGGCUUAGGGGGAGGAUCUCUUGUGUUUACCCAUCAGAGGAGAGAGCUGGCUCCUGAGUGGAGAGGCACUCUUCACGUUGAAUUGUGCAGUUUGGGAAGAAUCAAGUAAGACUUCUUUUGCACAAAUGUAUCAUACACCAUCCCACUUUGUUAUUGUUUAUUAUUUUAGUUAUAUGGGGAGGGGGUCUUUUAUUUAAGAACUUUAAGUCAAUGUUCAAAGUUCUGUACAGUUUUUUUAUGUGAUUUUUUUCUCCUCCUAUUUAAAUUAAAGCUUUUUGUGUCUUCGUUUGCAAAUUAAAUGCUGUGAGUGCUUU
Myripristis murdjan (pinecone soldierfish) is the source of this 11976-nucleotide messenger RNA. Its product is annotated as pecanex-like protein 3. Gene Ontology annotation, cellular component: membrane. NCBI's taxonomy places the organism in Eukaryota, Metazoa, Chordata, Actinopteri, Holocentriformes, Holocentridae. The record is from RefSeq and is a predicted model, not a curated record. The coding region runs from base 1864 to 8703 and encodes 2279 amino acids. The transcript has 35 exons.